AUGCGCCACGCGUCGGUGCGCGUCGCGGUCGGCGGCGAGGCGCUCGCUACGCGCCUCGCGCUGGAGGCGCCGCGCAUCACCAAGCGGCCCCAUGGCGCAGUUGCACACGGCACGGGCUUGGUGCAGGUCGCCGCGCAGGGUACGUGCACCGGCCUUGCGCCCGAAGAAGAACGCCUGAUCGACGACGCACAGGCCAGCGACAGCGCGCGCGACGCGGCAGGCCUCGAGGGAUAUAGCAGCUACGUCCAGUUGCGGACAGCAGACGAAUGGCAGUCGCGCAUGCUGCCAGGCACGCUGGUAUCGCCCCAGCACGCCGCAUUGGUCGACGUCAUGGUGCACGAGACGCGCCUGCUUACGCUCCCGUUGGCACGCACAGAGAGCCAUGCGCCGCUCUCGGCAUGGAUCGUGCAGCUGCUCGAACUGGAGCGCACCGAAAUGGUCACAGUCUGUGCGUGGAUCGAGUGGACGGACGCUGGGCGAUUUUCGCUCACACUCGACGUGUCGCUUCCAGAGGCAGUCCUGGGGCGCCCGCACGCGCCGGAUACGACAGAUCGCCUGCUCGCGGUCGUCACGGCAAUCAAUGGCUUGAAGCAUGCGCAGACGGCGGCGCCGCAGCCUAGCGACGCAGACCUCGUCUAUGCCAGCCUCUGCCGCCGCGAGCUGGACGAGGCGACACGCAUGCCGGAAGCGCCACAGCCCCGCGCAUUGCACGCACACCUCCUUCCCUUCCAAAAGCGGUCGGUCGCAUUCCUGCUCGAGCGCGAAGCGGCGCCGGGCGACCGCAAGCUAUUGCAAGGCCUCGGGCCAUGGUGGAUGCACGUCGAUGCCCCGACGCCGCUCUACUUUCACGUCCUCACUGGCGUGCUGACGCUAUCGCAGGAUUUCGCAUCGCACGACGUAUGUAGCGCCAUGCUGUCGGAGGAGAUGGGCCUGGGCAAGACGGUCGAGAUCCUGGCGCUGCUGCUGGAACGGCCGGCGCCUCACCGCAAUGCCUUGGAGCCGUUCUACGAUGUGGCAAACGAGGUGAUGGUGCAGCCGGUCGGCACCACGCUCAUUGUUGCACCCGAGACGCUGCGGCGUCAAUGGCUCGACGAGCUCGCGGCACAUGCGCCGUCGCUACGUACCUACUCCUUCCUCGGACACAAGCAGGCCGAGAGCGACGUACGCCGCGCGGGCCACACGUCGUGGACCGAGUGGGCGAAGGAGCUAGACGUGGUCGUCAUCUCGUUCGAGACGCUCGCCAAGGAGCUCGCUGUGUCGACCAAGGCGCCCGUGCGGUCGUUACGACGGCCGGCACGCUACGACCGGCCACGCAGCCAACUCGUCCAGCUCGCGUUCUGGCGCGUUGUCAUGGACGAGGUCCAGCUCGUGGGUGGCAACGCGGCCAAGACCAUUGCCAUGGUCCGCCGUGAGGCAAGCAUCGCCGUGUCCGGCACGCCGGUGCGCCGCCUCGACGACCUCCGCACCUGUCUUUGGUUCAUGGGCUUGAUCCGGUCCGCAUCGCCCACCAAAGAGUGGCAACGCAUCCUGUCGCCGGCGCUUGCGCCGCACCUCGCGCGCGUACUCGAAUGGGUCGGCAUCCGCCACACCAAGGCGGACGUCGCCCACGAAAUGGUGCUGCCGCCGCAGCGCCGCAGUCUCAUCCCGGUCGAGUUCACCUACACCGAAUCGGCCUUUUACCGCGACGUAUACCGCGAGGCGCUCGAGGCGCUCGACAUUACGGAGGAUGGCGCGCCGCGCUCCGAGACGUGGCAACUCGACACGGGGGCGCUGCGGACGCAGCUCCUCCGCCUGCGGCAAGCAUGCACGCAUCCGCACGUUGCACUGCGCGCUGGCCACAUGCUGGGUGGCGAGUCUGGCGCGACGCACGGCCUCGUAAAUCUGCGCAGCAUCGACCAUGUGCUUACAAUGAUGCUCGAUGGCGCACGGAGCGAGCUGCUGACGCUCCGCCACAAUUUUGUGCUUAAGCGCAUCUACCGCGCGGCCAUUCUGCUCUUUGCGCCGGUGGAAGACCUGCGCACAGCAGCCGUGACGACGCACCCGGACGAGAUUGCCUUGCUCGAGUCGCUCGCGACACGCGACCGCCUCGCCCUCGCUCAGCACCAGCUCGAGCUGCUUCUCCCAGAAGUCAAUGACCAGCUGGCCAAGCUCGAGAAGGAAAUGGACGCAGCGCAUGCGCAGGGGCCCUUGUACCAGUUCACCGAGGCGGAACUCGCUGCAGAAGCGGCGUACGAGCGUGCACACAAGCACAGCGACACGCCGUGGUCGGCCGCACCGGAUGCGCCGUACGACAAGCUGCGUGCGCGCCAGCAGCACCUCGGUGCGCUCCGCAACCGCAUGCGCCAUUGGCUGCAGAUCCUGCAUCGUAUCUACCAGUUCUCUGGGCACUGCUUUUACCAAAUGGGCGAAGCGCAGCAGGGAAGCAGCGAGGCGCCCGAUGCCAAGGCAGAAGGUGCCGUCACCGUCAAGAAAGAAGAGACGGGCCUUCGCGAAAAAGAAGACGCGGCGUACGCAGCCGCCGAGGCCACGCGCCAACGCCUCUUGGCCGAUGCGCGCGAAUCGGUCGAGCAGUGUGUACGCACCAUGCAGCGGCAGCGCACAACGCCACUCGAUGAGCUUUCGCCUCGCAUCACCAUCCAUACCCUUGCGGGCCGCAGCGUGCUGGACAUGGUCCAGGCGCGGCUCAAGAUGCUGCGUGCGCACGCGGCACUGAUCGUCGACUGGCGCAACCAAAUCAUCACGCGCCUCUCCAAACCCGUCAACCGCGAAGUGGACAAGGAGCGCGAAAAUGACGACGUCUACGCCGAGAACCUCGACGCACAAAUCGAGGCGGAGACGCUCCUGGAAAUGUACAGGCCGCUCUUGGCACAGCGCGACGAGCUGCUUAGCGGCCGCAUCGCACUCGGUGCGACGGCUCGGCCGCAGCUCUUUGUCGAGUUGGACCGUGCGCUGCGCGUGGUCAAGACGCGUCUUUUUGGUGCUACAGAGGAGGAGGAGGAGGAAAGCGCGCAGCGAGAAGCGCAAAAGCUGCAGCUGGCGCACUUCCAGCGCCUCGAUGCGGCACGUAAUCAGGUUGCCUUGCAUGGCGAGCCGCCGCUGAGCGAGCUUGUAGCGCGUCUGCGCGAGCUGCGAGAGUUGUCGACGCGCGCUGAUGAAUCGCACCUGCUUGCUUCGGCGCAUGCGACUCUGCAAGAGAUUCUGCGUACGCAGAUGCAGGCAGUGGAGCGUCUGCGCAAAGAGCAAGGUGCCUUUCAAGCGUGUUUCAAUGCACGCAGUCUCUACUUUAAGCAAAUGCAGGAGCUCUCGGACCAAGUCCAGGACCCCGAGAUGCCUGACGGCGCGGUGCCGAGCCUCCUCGCUGCCUUGGCUCAGGAGCGUGCGUGGCGGCAGCGUAUCGGCGCCGUCGAAGGCCGCAUUCGCUACCUGGUCCACCUCGAGCAGAUCCAAGGCGGCAGUGCCGACGACGAGGCGCGGCGUUGCUUUAUUUGCACAAACCUCAUCGACACGGGUAUCCUGACCAAUGCCUGCGGUCAUCUCUGCUGCCAGUCGUGCUUCUACGCGUGGAUGAAGCAAGGCAAGCGCACGUGUCCGAUGUGCAAGACGAAACUCGCGCUGAACGACGUGCACCGUGUCGUCUAUCGCUCCUCUGUUCCCCAAGGCGAAAGCGAAGGAGGGCACGCGCCCUCCGCAUCCCAAGCCUACCGUGUGCUUCCCGAUACCCUGCGUUCCGCGAUUGAGCGGACUGCCUCGGAAGGACGGUACGGCAGCAAGCUUGAUCUCCUUGCCAAGCACCUCGUACAUCUGCACCGCACGACCGGCGAAAAAAGCUUGGUAUUCUCCUCCUUUUCGCGAGGCCUCGACCUGGUAGCUGAGUCGCUGCGUGCGAAUGGCUUGCAGUAUGCCCGGCUGGAAGGUGGGGGAAGCAAAAAAGUGGGAGCGACUGUCGAGACUUUUCAGCACUCGCCGCACAUCAAUAUCUUAUUGCUGCACAGCGAGGUGCAGUCGGCAGGGCUGAAUCUGCUCGCAGCGACACACCUCUUCCUCCUCGAACCCUUGAUGAAUCAUGCCUUGGAACUCCAGGCGAUCGGGCGAGUGCAUCGCAUUGGUCAGACGCGCGCAACGAAUGUGUACUGUUACAUGGUCAACGAUACGGUCGAGCAACGCAUUGUAGCACUGGCCACUUCCCGUGCCCAGUGUCUGUACGUCGCGCGGGAUGCGGAUGCGAAUGCGGCUGACGCUAUGGAUAGUGCCGCGCUCCAGGCACAGCAUCUCGAGCACGUCGACGGCGACGUUUCGCGCGAGGCGCGCCGUGGCGACUUGAUGGGCUCGACGGAUGACCUGCUUGCAUGCCUGUUUCAGGAGCAUAUCCCUGGCGAUCCAUACGCCGAGAACGAAGCCAUGGGCAUAGACGAGAUGCGCGCACGCCGCAUUGCCACAUUACAGCCAACCGAUUAG
Molecule: messenger RNA, 4455 nt
Organism: Malassezia japonica
Lineage: Eukaryota; Fungi; Basidiomycota; Malasseziomycetes; Malasseziales; Malasseziaceae
Product: RING-type E3 ubiquitin transferase
Exons: 1
Coding region: 1-4455 (1484 amino acids)
Biological process (GO): protein polyubiquitination; DNA damage response
Cellular component (GO): nucleus
Molecular function (GO): ATP binding; ATP-dependent chromatin remodeler activity; ubiquitin protein ligase activity
Source: RefSeq, a predicted model, not a curated record